Arvicanthis niloticus (Nile rat) is the source of this 1641-nucleotide messenger RNA. RefSeq names its product BEN domain containing 4 (gene Bend4). NCBI's taxonomy places the organism in Eukaryota, Metazoa, Chordata, Mammalia, Rodentia, Muridae. Gene Ontology annotation, molecular function: DNA binding. The record is from RefSeq and is a predicted model, not a curated record.
AUGGAGCCCGAGAUGCAGGCGGCGGAGGAGGGGCCCAGCGCGCCCCGCAUCUACAAGCAGCGCAGCCCCUACAGCGUCCUCAAGACGUUCCCCAGCCGGCGGCCGGCGCUGGCCAAGCGCUACGACAGACCCUCUCUGCUAGAGCUGUCGCCCGCGCGGCCGUCCCCGCUGCCGCCGCCGCCGCCGCCGCCGCCCUUCGCCUCGCUCGCCGCCGUGCCCAUCAGCAGCAGCGAGCCGCCGCCGUUCCCGACGCAGCCGUCCUACCCGGCCGGCUCAGGCCGGGCCCCCGCCGCCGCCGCCGCCUCGUCGUCGUCGCCGUCCUGCACACCCGCCGCGCCCCCGGGACACCCGAGGACUCCGGCGCCACAGCCGCCGCCGCCGCCGCCGCCUCCGCCGCCCCUCGCGGCCCCCGCCGCCUCGUCGUCGUCGUCCUUCGCCGCCGUCGUCAGGUACGGCCCUGGCCCGGCGACCGGCGCGGGCAGCAGCGGCGCGGGUAGCGACGGCGCCAGCCUGGAGCUCAGUGCAGAGAGCCGGAUGAUCUUGGAUGCCUUUGCCCAACAGUGCAGUCGUGUUCUUAGUCUAUUAAAUUGUGGAGGAAAGCUUCUGGACUCCAGCCACCCUCAGUCCAUGAUUUCUUGCGUCAAGCAGGAAGGCUCUAGUUACAACGAAAGACAGGACCAGUGUCACAUCGUAAAAGGGGUCCAGAGUCAGACCUCUGACAACAUAGACAUAGAAAUGCAAUAUAUGCAAAGAAAACAACAAACUUCUGCCUUUUUGAGAGUGUUCACUGACUCUCUCCAAAAUUAUCUGCUCUCGGGCAGCUUCCCAACUCCAAACACCUCCUCAGUCAGUGAGUACGGCCACCUGGCUGAUGUGGACCCUCUCUCAGCCUCCCCAGUGCACACGUUAGGUGGCUGGACCUCCCCAGCAACGUCUGAGUCCCACGGUCACCCAUCUUCCUCCACGCUGCCGGAGGAGGAAGAGGAAGAAGAAGAAGAAGGCUACUGCCCUCGAUGCCAGGAGCUGGAACAGGAGGUCAUCUCUUUGCAACAAGAAAACGAAGAGCUCAGAAGAAAAUUAGAGAGCAUCCCAGUGCCCUGCCAGACCGUCCUAGAUUACCUAAAGACAGUGCUGCUACACCACAACCAGCUCCUGCCGCAGCCCGCUGACCAGCCCACCGAGGGAAGCAAGCAGCUGUUGAACAACUAUCCUGUGUACAUAACGAGCAAACAGUGGGACGAGGCUGUGAAUUCCUCCAAGAAGGACGGGAGGCGGCUCCUGCGGUACCUCAUCAGAUUUGUCUUCACCACCGACGAGCUUAAGUACUCAUGCGGCCUUGGGAAAAGGAAAAGGUCAGUGCAGUCAGGAGAGACAGGUCCCGAAAGACGCCCUCUGGAUCCAGUUAAAGUCACUUGCCUCCGAGAAUUCAUUAGGAUGCACUGUACCUCAAACCCUGAUUGGUGGAUGCCCUCGGAGGAGCAGAUAAACAAAGUGUUCAGUGAUGCUGUAGGUCACGCCCGACAGGGGCGGGCAGUGGGGACUUUCCUGCACAACGGUGGCUCAUUUUACGAAGGGAUGGAUCACCAGGCUUCCCAAGAUGAGGUCUUCAACAAGAGUUCACAGGAUGGAUCUGGGGACUAG